Molecule: messenger RNA, 1212 nt
Organism: Saprolegnia diclina VS20
Lineage: Eukaryota; Oomycota; Saprolegniomycetes; Saprolegniales; Saprolegniaceae
Exons: 2
Coding region: 1-1212 (403 amino acids)
Source: RefSeq, a predicted model, not a curated record
AUGGCCCGCAAGAAGCCCCGCUGCAUCGUGUGCCAGAAGAUCGUGCGGGGCAUUACGAUCUGGUGCGACAACUGCAGCUUCCACUUCGCCGUCAACAAGCCGCCAGAGGUCAUCGACCUCCUCUCGUCGUCUUCUUCCGACGACGAAGACGACGAUGCGCCCAUCGCGCCACGGCCGGCCAACGGCAAGUCGCGCGCAGCCUCGCCCAAGCCAGUUGCGCCCGCCGAGGACGAAGUCAAGCCCUGCGCUGCAUCGACCAAGCCAGCGGCGGAGGCCGAGGCCGAGGCCAAGCCCCGCGCAGCCUCGAAACGCCAUGCGCCCGCAUCGCCCAUCACCAACGCGCCAGCGACAGCGCAUACAAAGCGACCCAAGACCGAGACAAAGACGAUUGCCAAGCCUGCGCAAGCUGCGACAACGACGUCGUCCGCAAUGCCAGAGACCGCGCCUGCCAUUGUCGACAAGUCGGUUGCAGUCGCACCGCCCGAUGCACCGUCAGCGUCAAGCACACCUCGAGCGCCUGUUGAUCCGACGCCCACACCAAGUGCGCAGCCUGCACCUGCGUCUCCAGCACAUGAAAGGCGACACGUACCCUACACAAAACCAGCACCUUCUACCAAGCCCGUGAAAGCGGCCGGGACACCGAAGUCGACCGCGAUCCGCGUGUGCAAGCCAGGCCAGUCGAUCGUACCAGCGCCACUCCUCGCAGCCAACCCACCUUUACAUAUGCAGUCUCCUCGCCUCGCGCGGCUCUCGACGCCCCCCGCCAAGGCCGCGCUACGACGAGAUCCGCUGCCCAAGCUCGAGGCGACAGAGAAGAGCUCCCACCGACUGCACCACCGCAGCGUUGGGGAGCGCACCAAAGUUCACUCGACCGAGUAUCCCUUGCCCAAGAGUGAGAUGACCACUGAGGCUACACCAACCUCAACACAGACACUCAAGGUGGGCAAGCGCAAGCGCCAUCGACAAGACAGCGACGACGAUGCUGCCCGACCGACGCCGAGCAGCAUCAAGUGUGAAGAUGGCGCAUCCGAAGACGCACCGGCAGCGCCUGCACCGCUCCCGCCACCGCCGUCUCUUGGUGCGUGCCACCCGAAUUUGUUGCUGCUGAUGCAGGCGUGGACGAUCCUCGACAGCGACGGGUUCCCGCCCGGUGCGCGCCGCCGCGGGCUGCUGCAAGCCCGUCGCGCCAAGCUCGGCUUCCGUAGCUCGUAG